AAUACUCCUCGUCCCUGAGCAACAAGCAACGACUGAAUGAUGUGUGGAUAAAUUCUCUAUUAAGGACUAACCUCACGUGCUCAUACGCGCAAGCGUCGCGUCGGUUUGAGUAUGCACAACGAAUGUGAUCUUGCGUUCCUGUCUCCUCCUCCUUCUCCCGGAGCCGACACAGAGAGGCGUUUCGUCAUGUGUAAAGAAACAGUUUUACCGCAAUGCUAUUUCAAUAGCUCUCUAGCUCUGCACGAGAGCCACUGACCCAAGAGGAAAGGGUGGUGCCGCGCACUGGCAUAGUCCAUGCGCGUUCACGCAUUUAUCUGGAGUCGGCUCAGCAGACAAGAACCGAGCGGAGCAGGUGUGCGCUUUCAGUCUGGACUCGGAGCUCCCCUCUCUCUCUCUCGUCUCUGACUUUGAUGGACUUACAUGCGGCUCGUUAACUGCAGUGGAUGACUCCAUAUGCGCGUUUAUUGCUCAGGGUGAAAGUGUCCUUCUUCAGAACACAGUUCAGUGGAGAUCUUCAUCAUGAACACAGGUAGUGAUUCCCAGUCUUCAGAUUCAGAUGCCUGGCGUUCACGUAGUGUGUCUGAAGGGUUAAGGAAUGGAGAUGCCAGUAGCUCGUCCUUGACUGCUAAAGGCUUCCGCAGCGUUAGACCGAACCUACAAGAUAAGAAAUCUCCCACAACGGUCCCUUUGCCUCCCCCUCGGAGAGAGAGCUAUCACAUGACCCCUAACCCCCCAUCUUACAGUUCCCUUGCAAUGCUGUCAGAUGCCUUCCUGUCUCCCCCACAGAGUCAUGAUAUCAUUCCCACAGGUUCUUACACCUCCUCAUACUCAUACUCUAAGACCACCCAAACCUCCACUAACCCCUCACUGGAGGAUCCCCCCUUGUCCCAACAAGCUCAUGCUAACAGUUUUAUCACUCAGGUUCUGGGAAACAAAUGGUCAUCUUCGAAAUUAACCACUGACCAACUAAAUACAGCACCUAACAAGACAAACGUGAUAAAAAUUGACCCUAAGUCUAAAACUAACCCAAAAAGUACAACUGCUCCCCCAGCUCAAGGCCCCACUGCAACUUCUGAAACACACUUAGCUUCUCUCUCCAUCCAGUUAGAUCCUCGCAGUCCAAAACCCCAAGCAGAGACCCAGUCAGGGCCUAAAUCUGAAUCCAGGAAAAACGCAGUGGACCUCGCUGACCCUAUCCGAGCCCCUGUCGUACCACCAAGACCAGCGAGCAGUUUGGUGCGUGAGUUUUCUCCUGUAAGAGGGAGCAUCGGCCCGCUCUCUUCUGGACCACCUUCCCCAGACCCAGCUCGUCAGUCACCGUAUAGCCGGGCCAGUCAGGAUUCCCCUGACUUCUUUUCAGGGCUAUUGCCCAAAGCCUUCUCACUGACACCUUUCGCCCCUCUGGAAUGUUCCGGGCUAAUGUCAGCCUCCCCUGCCCCAUCACCAGUAACUGUGUCAGCACUGAGUUAUUAUUCAUCAUCCACGGUUGGGCUGGAAGAGCUGAGGAUCUGCGGCAUGGACUCCUCCCCUGCGGCCACGCCCACCCCAUCCCCCACACUCAGCCACGCCUCCAAUACCACUGACGAGCUUCCUGCCGCCCUGUCAGCUGCCACGGGCACUAACGGUCAGAUGGCAGUGAAUGGAAGCUCUCAAUCUCAGAGGCCCUUUUCUCCACCUGUGUACCCACCUCCACCCCCAACCCUAAGCCCAGGCCUGGUAAAGAUCCAGCAGGGUCAUAGUUCAGAGGGUUCAGAGACAGUGAAGAGAGAGACCGUUGUCUCUGGUCAGACAGUGGUCAGUAGUUCUGUGCCCAUCGCUCGUUUCUCAGAGGAAGAAAAGAAAGUGUCCAUCCUAAAAGCUCCCCAUUACGAAGGCAUUGGACCAGUGGAUGAGUCAGGCAUUCCCAUCGCCAUCCGAACGACUGUGGACAGACCCAAGGACUGGUACAAGACCAUGUUCAAACAGAUCCACAUGGUUCAUAAAGCAGAUGAUGACUAUGGAGAUACAUAUAAUGCAACAUACGCUGUCAUAAACAAAGACAAUUACCCUCCUGUCCAUGCCCACCCCCCCCCUCGAACGCACACCUACCGUCCUCUCUCUAGAAAUACCUCCGACACGCCAGACACUGCCGUCCACCGAGAGCUCUCGCCUUCACCCGUGCCCCCUCCACCCCCUCCCAUGCCCUCUCUCCUCCAGCUCCACUCAAGAGACCUGGACAGAGAGAAAGAGUUCUCCCAUGACCCAAAUGAGUGGGGACCUCCAGAUCGAAAAGUGGAUACACGUAAAUACAGGGCGGAACCACGGAGCAUCUUUGAGUAUGAGCCUGGCAAAUCCUCCAUUCUUGAGCAAGAAAGGCCGACAUUUGAUUUAAACCCAGAUGACAUAGAUUUAGAGAACGAGCCUUGGUUUAAAUUCUUUUCCGAGUUGGAGUUUGGACGGCCGCCUCCUAAAAAGAGGUUGGAUUAUAAUCCUGACUACUCCACAUAUGCUGUGGCACAGUCAUCCCUCUAUCUCUCGCCUUCCGAACGACCUGAUGCGCCUUUAAGUUCUGCAAGUGACUACAGGAAAAGGCGAAAGUCGGAUUCAUCUGUCACUCAAGCCAACACAGGAAGUGAGCAGAAUGCCAGUCAAGUAUUUUCCCGCCCACUGGACUCCAAUAAAGCACAGACAUUGAAGAAGCCCACCAUACGUUCCUCCCCCUCCUCACCAUCCAGACCCAAAGCUGGAGACGCUAGUGAGUCACUCUCCUCCUGUAUGAGCUCUCCAGGUAUGGAGCGCCCUUCCUCUCGUCUCUCCUCAGACUCCCUCACUAUCUCCACACCAACCUGGCGUGGCUCCAAGCGAUCCAUCUGCUUCAAGAACGGUUGGCAGGUGGGCCGACAUGAAGCUGCAGAGACUUGGAGUAGUGUUGACGAUGAAUCUGUCGUGACUCCGUCAUCACCACGGCUCAAAUCACUCAGCUGUGAUGAUUUGUUGUCUGAUGGACAUGGUGCUAGUAAUGAUGGGAGAGCGUCCACUUCUGUGACUACCACUCGCUCUGAAAGUGCAGGUUCAUUGCUUGAUGAAGAUGCUCCUCAGACGCCUCAAGUAAAAAGCCUUACCUCAUCUCCCAGGGGGCGCCGUCAUCACCGGUGUAAGAUGCCACAUGAUUCUCCAGGUUUCCUUCAGCUCUACAAGAAAAUGCACCACAUAGACCGUGAGCAGCUGUUGCCCUCAGAGGUGAUUCGUUCUGUACGUGCACGGAUCCUCGAGCUGGAACGGCUACAGCAGCAACAGAGGCACAGCCUCCAUGGUUGGGCACCUUUCGGUAAUGAGGUACCUCAACACAUGGUCCCAAACCUUAUAUCAGAAUAUGAACAGCUCAUCCAGAAAUCAAAGUCAAUGCCAGACCUCGGUGACGAAAAUGCUCAUUCGGGCACCACCACACCAGGGUCCUCAAGGGCCAGCAGCUGUCCCAAACGACGCUUUUCUGUGGAAUCACUUUUAGAGGAAGAGGAUCCUCCAGAAAGGGCUCGAAGUCCCCCUGAGGGACACCCAAAACCGGGACCAGACAGCAGUAGCCUGGUGCCAAUUCAUGGGAAGAACCUGAGGCAUCAAGACUACUUGGACAAUGAGCAGGACGCCUGUGCCUCCGAAAUGAGCGACAUCCACAUAGAAGGAUCGUCAGUGUGUAGCGAAAGCGACCUGGAUCACUGUUCAUUUACCUCAUCAGAGAGCUUCUACGGUUCCGGGCAACAUCACCAUCAUGGACACCAUCACCAUAGACACCAUUACCAUCGCCACCAUCACGUGCACCAGAGUGUUGGUCAGAGUCAAGGUUACCAACACCGUCACCUGAUCAGCUCAUGUAAGGGUCGCUGUCCAGCAUCCUAUACACGAUUCACCACCAUGCUAAAACAUGAGCGACAACAAGAAAGGGCUCACCAGGAGUCCCACCCUGCCUCUACAUCUCCGCUAGCCCAGCAGUCACCCAGUGAGACAGGCCUUUCCAAACUGGCCUUCCUGGUCAGCCCUGUGCCUUUCCGCCGGAAACCAGGCUCCCCGCCGACCCAACGACGACACUGCAGGAGAGGUCGGCCAAAAUCCAAAACUGCAAUUUAUGAGGCUUUAGAUGCAGCUUUGCAGGACAUUUAUGACCACAUAAGGGCUGAAAAGGGGCAGGGACCAGCAAGCAUGCCAGAUGAUAGCAUAUUGCGGAGGUUAUUGGAGGAAUUGAUACCAGACGUGCACAAGCGUAGCUCCUCCUUGCGGGCUCAGAGAGGGUCCGGCUCCCCCUCCUCGCCUCACGUCCACCAGCCUUAUCAUGGAGCCCACCAAUGUGCCUCCUACCAGCAGCAACACCACCAUGCCGACUCCUCCAACAACAACCAGCAUAAUGCUAAUGCUAAUCUGCACUCUUAUUCAGAUCAGGGCUCUGAUACAGGACGUCUCACACCACAAAGCAGAAGACCCACACCAGAAAGAGAGGUCUCUUCUAAGCAGAUGACCUAUCUUAUAUUGUCUUCUCUCCUCCAUCAGAAACAGUCUACCAGGGCUAUUUAUGAUUUUAAAGCUCAGUCUGCCAAGGAACUCUCUUUUAAGAAAGGAGAUGCUGUCAACAUCAUCAGACAAAUUGACAGUAACUGGUACGAGGGGGAACACAGAGGACGGACUGGGAUUUUCCCCAUCUCUUAUGUCGAGAAGGUUGCAUCUCCAGAGCAGCAGCAGCCUGUCAGGCCUCCUCCUCCAGCUCAGGUUCGAGAGAUGGGAGAGGCCAAAGCACGAUACAAUUUCAAUGCUGACACUAACGUGGAGCUUUCUCUUAGAAAGGGGGAGCGAGUGAUCCUUCUAAGGAUGGUGGAUCAGAAUUGGUAUGAAGGAAAGAUUCCUGGCUCAAACAAGCAGGGCAUUUUCCCUGUGUCCUAUGUUGAUGUGAUCAAGGGCUCUCCUUCCAAGAGCCCCAGUCACCUUGGAGACACCCACACAUAUAAGGCACAUAAGAAAAUUAUGCAGGAUUCUCAGCAUUCAGGUGGUGAGCCCUUUCAAGCUGUGUACAACUAUGUGCCUCGUAAUGAGGAUGAGCUGGAGCUGAAGGAGGGGGACGUCAUUGAUGUCACUGAGAAAUGUGACGAUGGCUGGUUUGUGGGUACCUCUCAGAGAACCAGGUUAUUUGGAACAUUUCCAGGAAACUAUGUUAAACCGCUUUAACAAAGAGGAAACAAUGGCACAAAUACGGCCACUCCAGUGCCUACUGUGUAGGGCCAAUGAGGCACCUCACCUUUGAGAGUGUGUGUGUGUGUGUGUGUGUGUGUGUGUGUGUGUGU
This is a messenger RNA of Carassius carassius (crucian carp), 5303 nucleotides long. Its product is annotated as sorbin and SH3 domain-containing protein 2-like. Lineage: Eukaryota; Metazoa; Chordata; Actinopteri; Cypriniformes; Cyprinidae. The transcript has 25 exons. Gene Ontology annotation, cellular component: plasma membrane. The record is from RefSeq and is a predicted model, not a curated record. Bases 520 to 5187 code for a protein of 1555 amino acids. Gene Ontology annotation, molecular function: protein binding.